Trichoderma breve is the source of this 366-nucleotide messenger RNA. RefSeq lists its product as uncharacterized. The transcript has a single exon. Lineage: Eukaryota; Fungi; Ascomycota; Sordariomycetes; Hypocreales; Hypocreaceae. The record is from RefSeq and is a predicted model, not a curated record. The coding region runs from base 1 to 366 and encodes 121 amino acids.
AUGCCUCUCAUCUCCAACAUCGCCACCGGCGCCGUGGGUGCCAUCCACGUCUACAUCCUCACGCUCGAAAUGUUCCUCUGGGACACCCCGCGCGGCCACAAGGCCUUCAAGCUGGCCCCAGACUUUGCCACCAAGACAAAAGUGCUGGCGGCCAACCAGGGCCUGUACAACGGCUUCCUCGCCGCCGGGCUGUUCUGGGGGCUGGCCCAUCCGGUGGAGGAGUUUGCGGCGCAGAUCAGGCUCUUCUUCUUGGGGUGCGUGGGAGUGGCGGGCGUGUAUGGCGCGGCAACGGCGAGCAAGAGGAUUUUGUAUGUGCAAGCCGUUCCAGCGGCGGUGUCUAUUGCGGCCAUGUUGCUUGGGUUCUGA